This is a messenger RNA of Brachypodium distachyon (stiff brome), 1841 nucleotides long. Its product is annotated as xylose isomerase. The record is from RefSeq and is a predicted model, not a curated record. The coding region runs from base 179 to 1618 and encodes 479 amino acids. Lineage: Eukaryota; Viridiplantae; Streptophyta; Magnoliopsida; Poales; Poaceae. Gene Ontology annotation, molecular function: xylose isomerase activity. The transcript has 21 exons. Gene Ontology annotation, biological process: carbohydrate metabolic process.
UUGUGAUGUCAUCCUUCUCGGCUCCACCGCCCUAUAUAUACGAAGCUGUAGAGGAGUCAGGAAAUUUAGUCUCUUCGAUUCAGUUCAACUCAAUCCCUAUCCAAACCACUCCACCCCCACAGAUCGCGGCAGCAGGCGUCUUCUCCGGCGGCCGGCGCGGUGCAGAGAUUUUUUCAGUAUGAAGGGCGCAGAACUCUUGACCUUGCUGGUGGCGUCGUUUCUGUGCCUGUCUGCUGCGAUUGCUGCGCAGGAGACUUGCCCGGCUGACCUGGACGCAAAGUGCGGGGAUGGGGCUUCUGAUGACUGGGAGGGCGAGUUCUUCCCUGGCAUUCCCAAAAUUAAGUAUGAGGGUCCAACCAGCAAGAAACCGCUUUCUUACAAGUGGUAUAACGCGGAGGAAGUGAUUCUCGGAAAGAAAAUGAAAGAUUGGUUGCGGUUCAGCGUGGCCUUUUGGCAUACAUUCCGUGGCACUGGAGGAGAUCCUUUUGGUGCCCCUACAAAGGUUUGGCCUUGGGAAGAUGGCACAAAUUCUUUGGCCAUGGCUAAGCGAAGAAUGAAAGCUCACUUUGAGUUCAUGGAGAAGCUUGGAGUUGACAGAUGGUGUUUCCAUGAUAGGGAUAUCGCCCCUGAUGGCAAAACACUUGCGGAAACAAAUGCUAACUUGGAUGAGAUAGUUAAGCUGGCAAAGCAACUCCAGGGUGAGACCAACAUAAAGCCAUUGUGGGGGACUGCACAGCUUUUCAUGCAUCCACGUUACAUGCACGGAGCUGCUACUAGCCCAGAGGUCAAAGUGUACGCCUAUGCUGCUGCUCAAGUGAAGAAAGCUUUGGAGGUUACUCACUACCUAGGCGGUGAAAACUAUGUAUUCUGGGGUGGAAGGGAGGGUUACCAGACUCUUCUUAAUACCGAUAUGAAGAGAGAACUGGAACAUUUGGCUAACUUUCUUCAAGCUGCUGUUGAUCACAAGAAGAAGAUUGGCUUUAACGGAACAUUGUUGAUUGAGCCUAAACCACAAGAACCAACAAAGCAUCAGUAUGACUGGGAUGUUGCAACUACAUUCUCUUUCCUUCAGAAGUAUGGUCUUACAGGAGAAUUCAAGAUAAAUGUCGAGUGCAACCAUGCUACUCUCUCUGGCCAUAGUUGCCAUCAUGAGCUUGAGACUGCACGCAUUAAUGGUUUGCUUGGAAACAUUGAUGCAAACACUGGUGAUCCCCAAGUUGGUUGGGACACAGAUGAGUUCCUUACAGAUAUUUCAGAGGCUACUUUGGUUAUGUCAAGUGUAGUUAAGAAUGAUGGGCUUGCACCUGGUGGCUUCAACUUUGACGCUAAAUUGCGGAGGGAGAGUACUGAUGUUGAGGACAUGUUUAUUGCUCAUAUCUCAGGGAUGGACACCAUGGCUCGUGGCCUCCGCAAUGUUGCGAAGCUGAUUGAGGAUGGUUCCCUGGAUGAGCUUGUCCGUAAGCGUUACCAAAGCUUUGAUACUGAGAUUGGUGCCAUGAUUGAGGCCGGGAAAGGAGACUUUGAAACACUAGAAAAGAAGGUCUUGGAGUGGGGUGAACCCAUUGUUCCAUCUGGCAAACAGGAACUGGCUGAGAUGCUGUUCCAGUCUGCUCUAUAGAUGGCGCAAAGUCCAUAAAUCUGGAAUAAUCACAAGCACAUCUUCAGAAUGCGCAGCUGCCCUUGUCGUUACUCGCUACGGGCAAUGUUCUUAGUUAGUCUUCCAUGCAUCGAACCUUGUAACAACCGCGUGGAACUGAAAUAAUGACAUGUGUAAAUUAUCAGAAUCAAACUUGUUCCUCCAUUGCAAUGCAACACGGAAUCAAACUGAAAUUCGUCAGAAC